This is a messenger RNA of Penicillium cataractarum, 2208 nucleotides long. Its product is annotated as RMD1 family protein. The record is from RefSeq and is a predicted model, not a curated record. The coding region runs from base 1 to 2208 and encodes 735 amino acids. The transcript has 4 exons. Lineage: Eukaryota; Fungi; Ascomycota; Eurotiomycetes; Eurotiales; Aspergillaceae.
AUGACGCCCCCUCCUCGUGGACGGGGUACCAGUCAGCGCAGCCCGACCGUCCUGGUCACCGAUUCCCGCGACCAACAGCCCGCAGCAACCCCCCGGCGCCGCAGAUCCCCUUCCACCCGCUUCAUCACCGUCGACAACGUGCUCCAAUAUGCCUCGGACGUGCCAUCCAUGCAGCAGCGGCAUCCACCGCCAAUAUCACGCUCUCGCCGCCUUGCAUCCGCCGCGGGGGGACUAAUCGCCAGUGCCAGUGGUAGCAGCAGUGCCAGCGCCGCAGCCACCGCUACCGGCAAGGGUGGCCGACUCGCCGCGCAGCCACGCCUACCUCCACGAACGACCAAGGUCAGCGAGAAACUGGUACUACUCCCCGAUACGGGCGGUGUCGGGGAACCGGACGACGGCGAGGAGGAAGAUGAGGGUGAUGGGCGGGACGAGCUGGAUCUUGUGGAUGAGGAGCUUGUGCAGCGUUUGGCGCGGGAUAAACAUAUCAAUCCUGAGGCUAUUCGGCAGCAAUUGCUUGCGCAGAAGAGGCUUGGUGGGGAUUUUGGAAUUGAUAAUGAGAUUGCGCCGCUGUUGGCGGAGGAGGAGACGUUGAGGAAGAGGCGUGUUGGGCCUGAGAGGGCGAAGAGUUAUGCGGAGCGGUUGCCUAAGGCUAGGCGGACGGAGAAGCUUGCGCGAGUGACGGCUUAUUGUACAGCGCAGGCGUAUAAGAUGGGAUCUGUGGCGGCGUUUGUUAAGGAGGCGCAUGGUGCGAGGACGAAGCUCUAUGACGAUUGCUUGUACACGGCGUAUCAUUUGCCGCUGUUACCGGGUCACGAGGGGUAUCGACUGCGGAGUAGUCCGGUGUUGAAGUUCCCUGGUGGCAGGUCUUUACUUGAUGAGGAGAUUGAACGGAAUGAGCUGCGUGAUCAUCAUGAGGAUUAUAUGGGGGAGGCUGAGGAGCAUUCGGUUGUUGGGCAUGGUCGACAUGAGGAUGAUCAUAAUGCCCAGGCUUCGCCGGGCGAUGAGAGUGGCCAUGGGCCGAGACAGGAGCGUCGUGAGGGAUAUCUUGAUCGGAUUUCUGAGGAGGAUGGUCGGAUUCAGGACGAUCAUGGGAAUGCUACGGGUGCCGGUGAUAACGGUACAACACAUAGCACGACUCGUCCGAAUGUUGAACGGCCUCAAGAUAUCCCCGAGCCACCGCCUCGACGCCGUCGUCACAGCUCUGAUGAUGGGCAUGCUCUACUCAGGGAUCGCACGUCCCCUCCAUUACAAGCUACAUCGUCCCCCAGGCCUGAAACCCCAGCCCGGACUCUGUACAACGUUGCCGAGAUGUUCGUCUUCAGCUAUGGCGUGGUAGUCUUCUGGAACUUUACAGAGAGACAGGAGAAAGAUCUGCUGGCAGAUCUAGCAUUUGCCACGUCCUCGGCGACAGGGACACCUAUCCCGCUAGCGACUAUGCCUCUCCAUGAAGAAGACUUUGAGACCGAGGAGUUCCACUUCGAGUACUCGACUGAGAUCUCUCGACCUCGUGUGUACAAUGAUAUGAUCACGCUACGCAGUGGUGACCAUAUGAUCAAGCUCGCUAUCAGUCAUGGCAUAUCUCAAAGUACGAAAUUGUGUUUCUUUGAAGAAGUCAUGGCUCGCCAGAUGGCCGAUGCAAAGGACGUUCCGCGCCGACUGGCUAUGACUGGAAAGUUGGGUAUGAAGCGUGAAGAAGUCUUCCGUAUUCUGGGCCGGCUUUUCAAGAGCAGAGUUGAGGUUAAUCUUUCAUCGAAUAUGCUCGACGUUCCCAACUUCUUCUGGGAGAGCGAGCCCAACUUGUACCCUCUUUACAUCGCCGUGCGGGAGUACCUCGAGAUCAAGCCUCGUAUCCAAGUCCUCAACGAGCGCUGUCGCGUAUUCCUCGACCUCACAGAAAUCCUAUCAGAUUCGAUCGCCGACAACCGAACAUCUCACCAAACCUGGAUCAUCAUCGUCUUAAUCAUAAUCUCCAUCCUCGUCACAAUCUCUGAAGUCUUCUUACGCUUCGGCCUCCUGCACGCCCGGGAAGGCGCCGCAGCCACCCCUGCAGCUAUUAUUGCGCGUGCCAUGGGCCGCUCCCCUCGCGCUGCACCCUCGGGUUUAUCCUACAGCACGUCUAAUCCUCCACCGGGCUGUAUUUGCCCGUCUAUCCCGUCUGCGGGUGGAUCGGAUAUGGGGAUGAAUGGGAUUACGGGGCUGGGCCUUUGA